UAGCACUGAUCGGUGCACGAUGCUCUGGCCAGGUCGCGGCCCCAGCCCUCGCGAGCAGUGCGCCGGGUUCUAGGAAACUGAAGAGACGAGCCUCCCUUGGCCAUGGCGCGGGGCGGGGCCAGAGGCUGUCCGUGCCCGUCGGAGACAUCCGCUUCCGGGGCCACGGCCGUUGGAGUGAGGGGCUCAGCAAGUCGGCCAGGCUACUUUCGGCAUCGCACCCCGCAAGCCAUACGCCUUAAGAAUCGGUUACCCUCGUUUUACUGUCGGUGUCGGUCUUCUCCGCCAAUCAUGCUGGAACAUCUGAGCUCGCUGCCCACCCAGAUGGAUUACAAGGGGCAGAAGCUAGCUGAACAGAUGUUUCAGGGAAUUAUUCUUUUUUCAGCAGUAGUUGGGUUUAUCUACGGGUAUGUGGCUGAACAGUUUGGGUGGACUGUCUACAUAGUUAUGGCUGGAUUUGCUUUCUCGUGUUUGCUGACACUUCCUCCGUGGCCCAUCUAUCGCCGACACCCCCUGAAGUGGUUGCCUGUUCAAGAAUUAGGCACAGAAGACAAGAAAUCUGGGGACAGAAAAAUUAAGAGGCAUGCUAAAAAUAACUGACUGGGGCUCACAUGAUUCAGCACCUGCUUUUGUUUCCUGUAAAACGAGCUGAAUUGCUUUCAUAACGAAAACAUGAGCGUAAGCCACCAUGUUCUUACGGGGCAGCUGUGCAGAGGCCUAGUUGUCCUUGUUUGAUUUCUAAUCCAGUUGUAUUUUCACUCCCAACUCUUACCAUCUAUCUCUUCAUCCUCCUUAUGGAGAACAGGAAAUAUAAAUAUGCAAUGCUUCUUUCAGGUGUACAUAAUGAAUAAACAUCUCAUAACUGGUA
Molecule: messenger RNA, 865 nt
Organism: Acomys russatus (golden spiny mouse)
Lineage: Eukaryota; Metazoa; Chordata; Mammalia; Rodentia; Muridae
Gene: Spcs1
Product: signal peptidase complex subunit 1
Exons: 4
Coding region: 103-597 (164 amino acids)
Biological process (GO): protein targeting to ER
Cellular component (GO): signal peptidase complex; endoplasmic reticulum membrane
Source: RefSeq, a predicted model, not a curated record